This is a messenger RNA of Formica exsecta, 1816 nucleotides long. RefSeq lists its product as uncharacterized. Lineage: Eukaryota; Metazoa; Arthropoda; Insecta; Hymenoptera; Formicidae. The transcript has 4 exons. The record is from RefSeq and is a predicted model, not a curated record. Bases 357 to 686 code for a protein of 109 amino acids.
UCCGUUCUUGCUCUCGCACGACAAACGAAGAACGAAGAGGAAUAGAGGGGACAGGGGGUUGUGAGAGAGCGGUAUAAAUGUAGCUCGCGCAAGUUCCACCAAUCAUUCGCCCUCUGACCUCGAAACUCUUGGAGCUCUUUUGCCUCUCUUCAACUACUUGGCGGUAUACGAGAAACGUACCCUGCUACCAGCCGUACGUACACCACCACCACUUCGAGCACCAUCCCUCGUGACGCGAUUCGCGCCUCGUGAAGAAAAGGAAGAAGCGGUACCAAACGACGGAACAGUCGCGGGACCAGUGCUAUCGUGGUUACGCAGCACAGGGCAGCAGAGCGAAAGGUUUCCUUAUCAACAAGAUGACGAUCACGUUUGUACAACGAUGCAUAAUCAUCUUCACCAUUGUCGUGUGCUACUAUCAAUCUUGGGUCAGUGCAGUGAACUGCGAGAGAAAUCCGUAUGACCCUGCCUGUCGAGGUGCACAGAUAAGGAAACGCUUGACACCGUUGCCUCUCAUGCGCACCAUAAACUGCGAUGAGACUGAUUGCAGCAAGCUUCCUAGAAUGAAAUUCUUAAUCGCAAUUCUCGAUGACAAUCCCAGAGACGUCUACCCAGCUGCGCCUUUACCUCUUCAUUCGAAGAAGAAGCUAGCGCAGGUCGAUCAGCAGGAUGUAUAUAUGGAUUAUUGAUUCGGCGAUCACGGGAUUAUGUCGACUCUGCAAAGAGAUAACCGACCGAUUGACUACUUUCCAGACAAAUCACUCUCGUCCGUUCGAUUACCUUUUAUUAUAUUAUCCGGCCUAAUUAUACCGUGUUUUUCCUGAUUCUACUCCCCAAUAGAUCUUUUCCUCUCUUUUUCCUCACCUUCUUGCAAAUUUGACGAAGCGAAAAAAAUAAAAAAAAGUUAAAAUGUGCGCGUGCACGCAUGUUGUUAGCACCUUGACUUCUCGAUAAUAAACACCUUGACUAGCAUAACGGAAAGAGAAAGAUCAGUUUACUAUUUCGAUCUUGUAAAACGGACACGCGCGAAACGAUUACAUCCCAUAAUUUUUAAUCAUCUUUCAGCAUAUAUUUAUUCUGUUUUAUAUUUUUAAAUAUAGUAUAUAAUUUCAAAUAUAGAAAUAUUAACACUCUUUAGAAAUAUAUAUAUAUAGCGCAUUAAACAUUCUAAUUUUUACUAAACUUUACAAAAAUUAAUCGCGAAAGUGUGUUUACAUUUACUCGUCAAUUUUUACUUUUUUACGCAAUAAUAUAUUUUAGCUCGUCUUAUACACAUCUAUCGAUAGUUUAGAGAAAUGGAGCGAAAUGUUAUUCCACGAAUUAUUUGAAUUAAUCUUCCGAUUGUUUCGCAAAUAUACUCUCGCGUUAAAAGGACUAGAAAUCUGUGGAUCAAUUCCCUUUGGAUCCGUAUUAUGCAUGCUCGAAUAAGAUCGUUAUGCGAACGGCAAAUCAAGUUCUUGUACAUAAAAAGAGAGAUGUUAAAACGAUGUUAUGUGUGAUGUUCCAGAGUGUUUCGUCUACGUUUCAAAUAAAGUAUAUGUACAUACAUACUUGAUAAGAAAAAGAAGGCUUCAUAUAUAUUAUAUUAUAUACUUUCGGUGCAACAACUAAUCACGUGUAUUAAUCGUAUCGUACAAUAAAACUUUAAUUAUGUCAUCGAUAUAUCUAUUGUUCUAAAGAUUUUGGAAAAAUGUGAGGUAUACAGUAAAUAUAUACUCCGCUGCUGUAAUCAUUACUAUUUAUAUAUGUUAUCGCAUUAUUUUUCUAUUAUUUUAUUUCUCCACAACAAAUCUGUAAAGAUUAAACGAAUUAAUUGAUA